AUUUAUUCAACGCGCGAAGACGAGCACAUCAUUAGCGCUCAUACUCGCUUACAGCUAUCCUCACACCCUCAGAUAUGCCACUGUGUUGAAAAUGACAAGGCUCCGCGGAGGUUCCAUCGACGACCCAGACAUCGCGCGAUCCCCCGGCCACGGGCGAACUCACAGUUAUCGGUCAAAGCUCCCACCAAACGCACCGGAUGCGCUCAUACAGAAUACUAUUGAGGUAUCCGAUCCCUCAAGAGUGUUACCACGGUAUCGCGAUGAUCGAAGACGAAAGUUCAACGGCUUAGUGCGCAGGUACAAAGCUCAACUGCUUCACGGCUGCAAUAAUCCCGGAUGUCGAACCUCUACAUGUGCCAGUCAUCGCCGAAGACUUAGCGAAGGUCCAUAUCGUCGAUACACAGAACUGAGUGCGAGGACCUUGGCAUGCUACCUUGCCAGCUUGGAUGACCCGGAGACCGGUUUAUGUGUGAACGUGCCUAAGCCUCCACCGCAAUUGACAGCGGAAGAUUACCAUCGGAUUUCCCUGCGCCGAACUCGUACACUUGAAGCACAAACGGCAGCGGCUAACAGGUCGCCAAUACCGGAUCAGCGCGAUGAAGACCACUCGGCCCGUGAAGUGUCCAAGCCUGCGCAAAAUAGAUCAGCCGUGUCAAAAGUGAAAGAAGGGAGUUCUUCUCCCCAAACCCGUACCGGUAGCAGCUAUAUUCGAGACCUGGACCAUACCGCAGAGCAACAACUAAAAGACCCCAAGUCUUUUACACAGAAUCUCUUUGAUACAAUCUCGCUCCGUAUGGUCGAAUGGCUUCCCCUUCGCCGUGUUCCAGAUAUAUUGGAGCCAAAGUCCAAAUCGCCUGCACCGGGAGACACAAACAAUCCACCUACUGCCGAGAAGCACCACUGCCAUGUCGACGAAGUUCCAGGCAGAGAUCUCAAAAUUCCAGGCAGUUCCACGCUUGCAAACCAGCCCGGCUCUCAACCUCGUACUCCUUCAUCGCGAACAUCGGUAUCUCAACCCUCCGCGGUCGAGCUCAAGUUUCAGAACCAGCAUGUCAAACGACUAUCAGUCUCCGAGGUUGACCAUUGGCGCCAGAGUCCACGUUCAAGCCUUGAUGAUAAAAGGAAACCAGAAUUUAACAAGAAGCUCCCAGUGGCGUCUUCUGAUGAGUUUGUCAGCUUACCCUCACCACCAGCGUUAAAGCACCGUCCGCAAAAGUACCGCGGAAGAAUUGGGGACGUCGAUCCAGUCCCAGUGAAGGAACACCGUAAAACUCAACGACGUGUUUCGUGGGACAGCCAGAAGCUGCUGGAUGAGGUAUCUCCUAUCAAUAGCACGAGGAGCACGGAGCUCAUGCCUCCUCCUCGCCCUCUCCCUUCUUCUGUUACCCAAUCUCCCAGUGAGCGCAAAACAAAGCAAGAUUCUGUCGAAAACUUACUAGACACGAUUCCGCUGGCUCAGACGGUCACUCAUCUUACCCCCGAGAUCAUCGAUGGUCUGUCACAAGUCAUGAUUGAAUCUGCGGAAGAUGCUGAUUGCUGGGAGGAAGAACUUGAUCGUAUCCAAUGCGGUGGCAGCUUUGAGCAGCCAGAUUGGCGUUUUGCGACUCUGCGUCAGCGUGAAGUAUUUCCUUUCGUUGCUCAAAGUGCAUUUUUCGUGUUCAGCAGCCCCAGUCAGAUUUUGCGCUCCUUUAGUAGCGAGUCAACAGAUAUGAUCGGGGCUACUUUCAGUCGCCUUGAUGUUUCCCGUCUGCGUUUAUCGCUGCAGCGCCUGUUUACGAUUUGCCCGUGGGAUAUUGCACUACAUAGCCUAUGGAGCUCUUUGGACAAGCUCUUUGUUCCUCCGCGGGGAUUUACCUCUUCUGGACGGCCAUCCCGUCGAUCAUCUCGCAGUUCGACCACGACAGGGCCUGCGGCCUCUCCGGUCGUUCCCCGGCGAAUGUCUGAAUCUGCCAGUGAAGAUCAUCUGUCAGAUCCUGAUGCCGCCUACAUUGCCACAAUUGCCUUGUUCACUUUGGUCAGCUUUGUGCCUAAUAUUGACUUGGGGACUUGGAAAGCGGUGGUUCGGAUGCGUGCCGCUGGGUCUGUAGCUUCACUGUCAGACAUGCGCAAGCUGCCUUCGAACAAUGCCCAGCAAGCUAUCGAGGUGACGGACAGGUUCGAGCAUGAGUUAGGUCUCCGUCUCAUUAAUCGCCUCGUGCGGGCUCUCACCGCACGACUGGCAUACCAUGAAAUCUCCAAGGCCCGCCAAGUGUACAGCCUUGACGUACCAAAACAACGAAGACUCAGCGUGCUGGACCGCGUGGUUGACUAUCUUAGUGAGCACCACAUCUCUCAUACUGCUGGCAGCAAUGAGCCCGCUGAGUCCAUUAGCUCAGCCUCCCUCAUUGUUGAGUGGCUUCGGACUCUUUUCCUGCGUGAAUGGGACGGCAACCCUGAGAUGGCUCGUAGCAGCCCAGCCGGUGGUGCUAUUCAGAUUCUAGCCUCAAUGUACAAGGAACGAACCCGGUUAGGUCUUUUACCCGAAGACUUCCAUACACCUCUUCUCACGGAGCGGCUGGACCCAUUGGAUAUGCCCGUGGCAUGGGUUGGAUGCCUCCCAAACAACCGAACCAUCCAUCUGCUAUCAUAUUCCUUCCUUUUCCCUCCAUCGUCUCUCGUGAUCUACUUCCGUGCUUUGAAUUAUUCUGCCAUGACCAAGUCCUAUGAGGCUGCUAUGACCACCACGAGACAUGUCACUCAGACUGCCUUCGGCGCUAUUCAAAUCUCCGAUGAUCCUCGACUCCUCACCCGCAUGAAAACAUCCAUGUCUACUUACCUUGUUCUUGUUGUCCGCCGAGACAAUAUUCUCUCCGAUGCCUUGAGCCAAUUAUGGCGGCGUGAAAAGCGAGAACUGAUGCGACCCUUGAAGGUGCAAAUGGGCAUGGAUGAAGGAGAAGAAGGGCUCGACCAUGGUGGUGUUCAGCAAGAGUUCUUCCGUUUACUGAUGGGUCAAGCCUUUGACCCAUCUUAUGGCAUGUUCACAGUUGAUACUCGACACCGCAUGUCUUGGUUCCAACCGUGCUCAUUGGAACCUCUCUACAAGUUCGAACUUAUCGGUCUAUUGAUGUCUAUUGCAAUUUACAACGGCCUGACCCUCCCCGUGAACCUUCCCACUGCUUUCUACCGCAAAAUGUUGGGCUUGAAGGUGAAGUAUCUGGACCACAUUCGAGAUGGAUGGCCGGAGCUUAGCCAAGGCCUCGACACAUUAUUGGCAUGGAAAGAUGGCGAUGUUGGCGAUAUUUUCACACGAACUUACGAGUUCAGUUUCGAAGCCUUUGGGAGUAUAAAAACAGUCGAUAUGCAAAAGGUUAAUCGUGAUGCGGCGUGGCCACUUGCCAGCAAAACCGAAACCACCGCUCCGGCUCCUAUCGUGGGCUCCAGCGCCUGGAUGGAUGUGCCAGAUUACUGCGACCCUGCGAUAUUGGGAUCACCAACUUCUGUGGCAGUCGAGAAGGCUACCGAUGUCACAGCCCGUGAGGCAGCUUCAGACACGACCGCCAAGUCAGUGUCUGAAUCCAUAUCACUUCAGUCCCCUCUACCCCCAGCUGAGGAGGCCGCUCUUGUGACCAAUAAAAAUCGACAUCAGUUUGUCAAGGAUUACAUCUUCUGGCUCACAGACAAAUCCAUUCGACCACAGUUUGAAGCCUUCCAGAGGGGGUUCAACACGUGCCUGGACCGAUCGGCUCUGUCGAUCUUCUCCCCGGAAGCCCUAAAAACUGUGGUAGAAGGUAUUCAAUCGAUUGACGUAGAAGAGCUCGAGAACCAUACCCGGUACGAGGGUGGAUUUGGCCCUGAUCAUCGUGUCAUUCGUGACUUCUGGGAUAUUAUCCAAGAAUACCCCAAUGAAAAGAGGGCCCAGUUACUCGAAUUCGUCACUGCUAGUGACCGAGUUCCCGUCAACGGGAUCUCAAGCAUUAUGUUUGUGAUCCAGAAAAACGGCGUCGGAGAUUUGCGUCUUCCUACCAGCUUGACGUGCUUCGGACGUUUGCUUUUGCCAGAGUACUCGUCAAGGGAGACCUUGGCGAAGAAGCUUGACAAGGCUCUCGAAAACGCCCAAGGAUUCGGUGUUGCAUAAAAAGGUUGUCGGAUUCCAUUGUCAUUGUUUACCUAUACAUACCCAUUUGUUCUAUAAUUCAUUGAUGUGGUGUUGGCAUCCUAUCUCAUAUGGUGCAAAUAGCAUAUUACCAUGAAUCAACUUCAGCCUUCUACUAUGUUGUAGAUAUCUAUAGAGGAUCCCCCAUUAAGAUAGACAAAUCACAGUUUAUAGAUCUUCAUCGGACUCCAGUGCAGAGCUGUGGUUCGCUUGGCGAUGUGGCGCUCCGCAAAU
Penicillium samsonianum is the source of this 4366-nucleotide messenger RNA. RefSeq names its product HECT domain protein. The record is from RefSeq and is a predicted model, not a curated record. Bases 92 to 4114 code for a protein of 1340 amino acids. NCBI's taxonomy places the organism in Eukaryota, Fungi, Ascomycota, Eurotiomycetes, Eurotiales, Aspergillaceae. The transcript has 3 exons. Gene Ontology annotation, molecular function: ubiquitin-protein transferase activity.